Molecule: messenger RNA, 639 nt
Organism: Aspergillus tanneri
Lineage: Eukaryota; Fungi; Ascomycota; Eurotiomycetes; Eurotiales; Aspergillaceae
Exons: 2
Coding region: 1-639 (212 amino acids)
Source: RefSeq, a predicted model, not a curated record
AUGACUGGCAUCUAUUGGCCCGCUGAUUAUUUGCUGGACAUGCUUAUCGUGUUUUCUUGGGAAGCCGUGGAUGGAUCUCGACUAGCCACCUCGGCAAUUGGCAUUUACUUUCUGGCGCAGUACUUCGGCGUGCUAUCCCGGUUCUAUGUUGAUAGUCUGCGCCAAGGCCAGGUACUGCUAUGGCUCCUUCUCUUACAAUUGUCAGCUAUUGCAUCUACAGGCCCAAUCUGGGUACUCUGGUACCUGUCUACUAGUCCAUAUGACGGACAGCGUCUCCCUCGGGCAGUUGCGCAACAAAUCCGAAGCCCCGGCCGGGCACAUCCUUCUCGUCCUUCCGGGGCUUAUAUGGGUUAUGUGCUUCCGGCGGUGGCCAUGGCCCUCCCGUCGCCUCGUCUCGUCUCAAACAACUUCCUGCAGCUGGCCCUUGUAGCCUGGAACAUGUUCCCUAUCUUCAUCUACCUGGUCAUGCAGACUCUUCACCGUCCACGCCGGCUUGGUGACACUCAGUCUUACAACAAUCCUCUUCCCGAACCUCUGGACCCCGCGUACCAUAAAGCAGUUCCACCCAGCCUCGCUUUUCGUCCUCCCGUUCUCUGUAAACGGACCAGCGGCAAAAACAAUCGGAGACGGAGUCCGUAG